CAAAAGCAUAGUUUUAAGAUAAACAAGCAAAGGAAUGGGUGUUUACACAGCCGUAAUUUUUGGCGCGUUUUUUGUGUUUAUUGAGGUAGCGGGUUCCUUAGAACCUUCGAGAAUCGUGGUAACGAAACAGGGGAAAGUUGAAGGUGAAUUAGCCAGUAAUGGGUUGUAUUAUGAAUUUUUGGGCAUUCGUUACGGCGUUCCUGUAAAAUUUAGGGCCCCCGAAGAACCGCCAUCUUUCGACGAAGUUUACAAAGCCGACAACAGAGCAGUAUUAUGCCCUCAAUUCCUCACUACUGACCCCUUGGCAGCACCAAGUGAAAACGAAGACUGCCUGGUUCUUAACAUCUACUCCCCAAGCGCUGUCACCAAUUCCUCAUUACCAGUCCUUGUUUUUCUCCACGGAGGAGGCUUCGGCACUGGAUCUGGCUCUCCAAGCUUCUACGGCCCACAAUACCUAGUCAGUCAUGGCAUUAUUGUAGUUACGGUGAAUUAUAGACUCAACGCGUAUGGCUUCCUCAAUCUUGGCAUAGAAGAGGCCCCUGGUAACGCUGGCUUAAAGGAUAUUAGAGCCGCUUUAAGAUGGAUCCAGGAAAAUAUCAAAGGCUUCAAUGGUGACCCUGAUAAUGUUACAGUAAUGGGUCAAGGCAGCGGUGGUAUAGCAGCUAUUUAUCUUACCUUAUCUGAUUCAACUAAAGGCUUAUUCCACAGGAUAAUAUCUGAAAGUGGUACUCUUUUUGCACCUCAAUCCUUCGAUCCAAAACCACUAAGAACCGCGAGCCAGGUUGCUAAAUCUUUGGGCCUAAACACAAUGGACCCUAAGAAAUUGCUUAAAACAUACACAGAAACCGAUAUCAUCAAAGUAGAAGAAGCUAUUUCAAAACAAAUGAAUCCUAAAAGCGUUUUUUUGCCGUCAGCGGAAAAGGUUUUCGAAAACGAAGAGGCUUUUAUAACUGAAUCUCCUUAUGCUAUUUUAUCAAGUGGUUCCUUCCAUCCAGUCCCAAUCAUUCUCGGUCUGAAUACGGUUGAAGGACUGACUAGUACUUUAGAUUACAACACUAUAACCAGCCAAAUGGAUAGAAUUAAAAACGAAGAUUACUCAGCCCUCGAUCAGAGGAGUCUCAUAGUAGCCAAAGACGAAAUUGAAGAAUUCAGAACCACUUUGAAGGAGUCAUAUUUCUCUAAUACCACUUCUGACGAAGCUUUGAUUGGUGGUAUUAUUAAUUUGAAUACGGACUUCUCUUUCGUGGGGCCGAUGUCGUUGUUUUCUGAAUUGUAUUCGAAUCAUUCUGACGUUCCGAUUUACGAGUACAUUUUCAAUUAUAUCGGAAGCAGGAAUUUGGGCCGGCUGCUGACUAAUAGUAGUUUGAAUGCUACGGCGCACCAAGAUGAACUGUUUUACCUGUUCGAGUUAGAACGUGUACCUCUGCCUAUGAAUGAAGAUGACGCUAGAAUGGUUACCUUUAUGACAAUGAUGUGGACUAACUUUGCACGAUACGGCUCACCAACUCCUGAACCACGUAACGGCGAAUGGUUCCCAUACCCCUACCACCUAGCCAUAACCCUGGAACCCCAAUACGUGACGCCGCUCACGCCUGACCGCGCGUACUUUUGGCGCGCUUUGUACAGCCAAUAUGGCGCUGACAUUAAUUAAAAAUGGCGGGAAGAUUAACGGUAUUACUUAAAUAAUUUAUUGUAAUUUUAAGUUAGAUUUGUUAUAUAUUUUGUAUUUAUUUUAUGUAUUUUCCCCAAUAUUUAUUUUUUUGUUAAGUA
Amyelois transitella is the source of this 1770-nucleotide messenger RNA. RefSeq names its product juvenile hormone esterase. Lineage: Eukaryota; Metazoa; Arthropoda; Insecta; Lepidoptera; Pyralidae. The record is from RefSeq and is a predicted model, not a curated record. The transcript has 3 exons. The coding region runs from base 35 to 1651 and encodes 538 amino acids.